Messenger RNA from Rhagoletis zephyria (snowberry fruit fly), 1422 nucleotides. RefSeq lists its product as uncharacterized. NCBI's taxonomy places the organism in Eukaryota, Metazoa, Arthropoda, Insecta, Diptera, Tephritidae. The record is from RefSeq and is a predicted model, not a curated record.
GGCGAAAAAAUCAGCUGUCGCCCCAACACCACCUUGUUACAUACACAUUGGCAUAUACGCACGAAAAUGGCUACUGUGAAUAGCUUUGGGGCAGAACCGUUAGAAAAUUUUAGUUCGAGCGUGCAAAUUUAGCAUAGAAACUUGUCGUAAAACGUUACACCUUUUGUUAAAACUUAAGACACCAGCUAAAAAAAUAUCAAAUUGUAUUGAAUACUACAACAAAAUCGAACUUUUGGUGACAAAGUAAUUCAAUUUUCGUACCUACACAGAACAUCCCUAUAGAGCGUGUAAAAUACCAGUCAUGCCACCGAAAGAAGCAAAACAAUGUAAGACCAAGAAUCAACUUCAAGAGCAUUUGGUUGCGGAAGUUAACACUCAACGAUAUGAAGCUAAUGAAGCACAUAUGAAAGUGGUACAACAAUUGCUUGGAUGGGCCCUUUUGAAUGGUCUUGGGUCGUGUACCGAAGGUAUGGGAAUGCUGCAACCUAUGAACAACCAAUCUAGCCAAUGUGGAGGUAAUGUUCAGGGGGCGAGUUUGUCAAAAAAAGCUCGAAAGCGUUUGCGACGUCGCCAACGGGCAGAAGCUCAAAGUGCUGCAGCUGUACGCGCCGGAGCUACUACGCCAAAGGUUAAUACAACUGAGUCCAUUGCACCAAAGACGAAAGAGCAACCUCCAAACGUGCCGGUACAAGCCGGUAUGCUCCAUGAUCUGGCUGUACAAUUUCGCAGUGAAAUUUGUGUAUUAAAAAUGCUUUUUGAUUCUGAAUUACAAGAGAACCCGGAAUCAACACUUAAAAAUAAACCAAUUGUAGCGGAGAUAAAUAUAAACAACAAGAGUCUACUUUCAAAAGGAGCUAUCAAAUCUAUACGCACCACAAUCCUAAGGACGAUUGAAAACUAUCAAGUAUCUAAAAAAACAACACCCUUAUUUUAUAGCAUGACAAACAAUAAUACAUACAUAAACAUUUUAUGUGAAGAUGAAUAUGCAUUUGAGUGCUUAAAAGAUUCCGUUGUGCAAAUGAAGAGCUUAGGCAGAGUAUGCUUGUCCACUUUAGAACCGAAUGCGGGCCGUUUGUAUUGUAUGAGUGUCAUUUAUACGGGACUUAUUGAUGAUCCAAUGAAAUUCCUAUUGCAUGUGCGUUUGCAGCAUCCGAAAAUACGCACUGAUUACUGGAUUAUUGCGAGCAGCAAAGUAUGUACAGGAACGCACGAAACCCAAUUCUUGUUUCUGGUGGACGAGCUGUCGGCACUGGCGCUGGAAUAUCAAUAUCGUUAUAGACUUUUCAUUUGCUUAGAGGAAGCGUUGUUCCACAACCAUGGACAGUUGCCGAAUUUGGUUUAGUAUCGAAUGGAUGGACGUAUGUACAUGGCUAAUGCACACCUACGUAUUUUUAAUGGAUAUGUACGUACUAUUAUGUUAAA